Molecule: messenger RNA, 1582 nt
Organism: Calypte anna (Anna's hummingbird)
Lineage: Eukaryota; Metazoa; Chordata; Aves; Apodiformes; Trochilidae
Gene: PRKAG3
Product: protein kinase AMP-activated non-catalytic subunit gamma 3
Exons: 13
Coding region: 11-1159 (382 amino acids)
Source: RefSeq, a predicted model, not a curated record
CGCAGUCAGCAUGGAGCAGCUCCCCGGCCCCGCUGGGUUCCAGGUGGCACUGCUGGAUGACGUUGUCUGCCCCAAGGAGGAAGGGUUUCUGGAGGCUCUGUGCCCCAGGGAUGAUGAGGAAGAGGAAGAGGAGAAAGAGGACAGGCAGAGGAGCCCAAGACCUGUCACCUUCAUGCUGGGCAAUGAGGUGCUGGGAGUGGGCCCAGAGAGUGAAUUUCAGAGCCCUGAUUCUGAAGUCUACAUGCACUUCAUGAGGAGCCACUGCUGCUAUGAUGCCAUCCCCACCAGUUGCAAGCUUGUUGUCUUCGACAUCUCCCUGGAGAUCAAGAAAGCCUUUGUGGCACUGGUGGCCAAUGGGGUGCGUGCUGCCCCGCUCUGGGACAGCAAGACACAGAGCUUUGUGGGGAUGCUCACCAUCACUGACUUUAUCAACAUCCUUCACCGCUACUACCGCUCGCCCUUGGUUCAGAUCUAUGAGGUGGAGGAGCACAAGAUUGAGACCUGGAGAGAGGUGUACCUGCAAGGCUCCCUCAAGCCGCUGGUCUACAUCUCCCCGAGCAAUAGCCUCUUCGAUGCUGUCUACUCCCUGAUCAAGCACAAGAUCCACCGCCUGCCUGUCAUCGAGCCCAUCUCAGGCAACGUCCUGCACAUCCUGACACACAAGCGCAUCCUCAAGUUCCUCCACAUCUUUGGCUCCACUCUCCCCAAGCCACGCUUCCUGAAGAAAACAGUGCAGGAGCUGUGUGUCGGCACCUUCCGUGAUGUGGCCGUGGUGCCUGAGACUGCCCCCGUCUACACUGCCCUGGAGAUCUUUGUGGACCGCCGUGUGUCUGCCCUGCCUGUCAUCAAUGAUGCUGGGCAAGUGGUCGGCCUCUACUCCAGGUUUGAUGUUAUUCACCUGGCAGCCCAGAAGACCUACAACAACCUGGACAUCAGCGUGCGGGAUGCACUGCGGCAGCGCACCACCUGCCUGGAAGGGGUCCUCACCUGCUACCCCCAUGAAACCAUGGAGGACAUCAUUGAUCGCAUCACCAAGGAGCAGGUCCAUCGCCUGGUUCUGGUGGAUGAGAACCAAUACCCACGGGGCAUUGUCUCCCUCUCCGAUAUCCUUCAAGCCCUUGUGCUCACUCCUGCAGGCAUCAACGAAUCCUUGCUCUGAAGACAUCAGGGAAGUGGCCCUGGAGCUGAGGAGGGAGACUCAGGCCAGUGAGGCUCUCCAUUGGGAGGAACCUGCCUGCCCACACUGGUCCUGGGGCUCGACUUGAGUCCAGGGCCAGAUCCUGCCAGCCUUGGCGAGUCAGGGAGCAGGGAAAAGGGGGCCCAGGGAUGCCUCCUGCCAGCAAGCACUUGGUGAUGCUCAAAAGGCACAGUGCCAGAGGAGCCCUGCCAUGACCGCAGCUGGACACGUGGACCUGCAUGGAUGGCUUUGGCGGACUCAGCCACCCGGCUCCUAACGAACUGCUGGAUUCAAACCCUUCAGCCACUGCUCCCUUACCCUGGUGAGCACGAUCCUGCUGGCUGUGCCUGGUAGUGCAGGCUCAGCUGCACACACGGGCUUGUUCAUUUUAGGGUCACUCGGGGC